This is a messenger RNA of Pocillopora meandrina, 2327 nucleotides long. Lineage: Eukaryota; Metazoa; Cnidaria; Anthozoa; Scleractinia; Pocilloporidae. The record is from the annotation of a GenBank genome assembly.
AUGUAUGACAUAAAAUUGUGUGACAUUCCGGUAAAUUAUGUAGCUGCUCGUCAGUGAGGUUCAGAGGAAAGUGUUAGGUAGCGUUCUCUACACAGGUUAGUUCACACAUUUGUACAACUUGCAAUAAGUUACCCAUAAUACAUUUGUCCCAAAUUCAUCGUGAAAUAAGCUCAACGCACAGGUCGUUAAGAGAGUUAGAGUUAUGUACUUCGUCUAUUGCGUUUUGAGGAAUCGAUCUCAAAUUAUGACAGCUGCAUAAUUCAAUGCUUCUUUUUGAUGCAACAUGGACUCCAAUCAUCAUUGCUGGACGGAGAGUAACUCAACACUAACAUCUAUCUUAAGAAUGUUAAAAAAAAUAGUUAUUUCAUCAUCAGAGGUAUUGUAUACAAAGUUUCCCAACUCAAAAACUACCAUUCCAAUCUCCAACUCAACGAAAAUCUGAAUUCUAUAGCAUAAGAGUUAUCAAUUUGGAGUAAGCAAAAUGUAUUUGUUAUUUAAGGAAUCGAAGAAACAAGCCUUGUAUUCCCUUUUAAUUGAACCAACAAAACAAUCUUUCGUCAAAAUCCGCGGGAUAGCGCUGUCAAGACAUGCUUUACGUAAUUUCUUUUAAAACCUUUUAAUGAGUAUCUAAUUGCUCGGGUUCAAUUGUAAAUCAUUUCGUUAAGUGCAAAUGGCAUUAGUGAAUUUCAAACGAACAAAAGAUAAGCAUAAGGACAGAAAUCUCAAUUGUGUUUAGUUCUCACAGCAAUAUAAUCGAACUGGUCUUAGUCUGCCAACAUAACCAUUCGUACCAACCCAGAUUUCAUGCUGGGAAACAGUUUAUCUUUCAUCGAGAAGUGAAAACCUCAGUCGGAAGUCGUCGUGAAUAUAUGUAUUAGUUAUCGCUGUAAUUAUGACAAAUUUUCAACAUUGUUCAGAACUAGAAAUGGCUUUUUAGAUCAGGAAUAAUCAAUGGAACCUCAAUGAUGAGUUUUUUUACUGAGAUGCUGAGGGAUGAAUGAAUAUGUCGUUUACAUUUUCUUUAACCCUUGACACACUAACAUCAGUAUGCAUAUUCUCCACACUGUUCUCCAUUCAUUUCCUAAGCUACUGACAAGGAGAAUUUGUUUAACAAUCAUGAGCUCUGUCAGUGGUGAUAAUUUCCUUUAUUCUUCUGACCUUAAUAUGUGAUUCAGGGCUGAUACUGUAAGAAGAAAUUAGAUGCCAGUCACUCUUAGGGGUCAAAAGGGAGGAAGAAUUUUGGAGUGGGCACAUUACUAACUUUGAUUUUUUUUUUACUUUGUUCUUAUUUUUGUAGCGCACGGAAGCAGAUGACAUUGUGAACUUGCUAGAGACGUUCAUUGUUGGUAUUCGGAGAAAUGGAAAGCGACUUUAGAGGGGCAAUCUGCACAACGGGGCUGAUUUUUCUCGUUUUGUUUUGCUCUGUUGCAUCUGUCGCUAAUGGUUUACUCCUUGUUGUUCUGUACAAAGAUCCUUCAAGAUGCUUCAGGAAGCCUAUAGUGGUGUACAUAGCCGCUCUAGCGCUGAUGGACUUUUUGAGUGGAAGUGUGACAGGAAUUGGUGUUAUCUACAAUUAUAUUUUGUGCGCACUUGGAAAAGAGAAUUCUUCCUCACUGGAAGGUACAAUGUUCGCAGCAGUUUUCGCUGGGUUCACAAUUUGUACAGCAAAUAUGUUAGCGUUGUUGCUGUCUUGUGAGAGGCUCUUUGCUGUAGCUUUUCCAAUCGACUAUCGGCAAAAGUCCACGGUACGGAGAGGUGUCAUUGCUGUGGCAGCCGUGGUGGUUUACUCUCUUACCUUCAGUUUAUCAAAUUUAGCGGGGUCUAAUUGGAGGAGUGCACCUUUACGCUUUCACUUGACUGUUACUGCACCCUUCUUGGCAUUGAUCGCUGUAAAUAUAGCGCUUGUUAUGGUAAUAAGACUGCACAACAGGAAAACAGAAUGUCUGUUGGAAGGUUCUGUAAGGCCAUCAAAUUACUCUGGUGUUGAAUCAAAACGUAGACAGAGAGAGAAGACUUUGGCAGUCACCACACAACUGAUAGUGUUUUGUUUUGUAACAUCUCUACUUCCUUACCUCAUCUUUAAACUAAUGGAUCUCUAUUUGCCCGAAUACAGAGAGCAGGAUUGGUUUUUCGCCGGUGUAAGAUUUUUCCUCCCGUUCGUCUAUCUAAACCCCGCAGCCAACCCUCUGAUAUUCAACUUCAGACUUGCGCACUUCCGGCGGGCGUUCAGACUCGUUUUCAUGUCACGCUUUGAGCCACGUGAUAGGCACCUUCAGCUGAAGGUCAUACAGUUCAGUUCCUCUGAAAGGUCACGUGACAUCCAAUGA